Humulus lupulus (European hop) is the source of this 396-nucleotide messenger RNA. RefSeq lists its product as uncharacterized. The transcript has a single exon. The record is from RefSeq and is a predicted model, not a curated record. The coding region runs from base 1 to 396 and encodes 131 amino acids. Lineage: Eukaryota; Viridiplantae; Streptophyta; Magnoliopsida; Rosales; Cannabaceae.
AUGAUAGCACCACUGAGAGGAGCUAUGAGGUUUGGGAAAAAGGGAAAGUUGAUCACUAGGUACAUAGGACUGUUUGAGGUUCUGGAACGCAUUGGGAAGGCGACGUACAGACUAGCUCUUCUGCCUGCGUUCUCUAGAGAUCAUGAUGUAUUACAUGUGUCAACCUUGAAGAAGUACGUGAACGACCCCACUCAUGUGCUAAGUUACGACGAACUUAGCUUAGAUCCUCAGCCAAGCUAUGAGGAAAAAUUGGUUGUGAUUCUGGAUUGGAAAGACAAGGUGUUAACGUACAAGACAAUACUUUCAGGAAUGGUGUUGUGGCGUAACCACGACAUUGAAGAGGCAACCUGGGAGAUGGAAGCCGAGAUGGGGGAGCGAUAUUCCAAUCUAUUUUGA